Messenger RNA from Plutella xylostella (diamondback moth), 6049 nucleotides. The record is from RefSeq and is a predicted model, not a curated record. Lineage: Eukaryota; Metazoa; Arthropoda; Insecta; Lepidoptera; Plutellidae.
GUUGGAUUUUCGUUGUUUUUAUUUGAUAAAUAUACUAAAGUACUAAAAUAAAUACUUUUCCACCCCAAUAAUUAAAAGAGCAGUGUAAAAACAUAGAACAAAGUAAAUAUGGAGGUUCAAUUUGGACCAAGUUCGGUUGACGAACCGAACUUGCUGUACAAACUACAACGUAAAAUCAAAGUGUUUAACACAUGCGAUAAACUACCUAACCGUGGUUACAACUUGGUAGCUAGUGCCAGUAAAUAUGGUAUUGUUUUCAUCGGUUCGCCGGAUGGCUCAUUGUCAGUGUACUAUUUACAACACCUGGUGGACAAGUCGUGUGAGACCCCACAGCACAUGUCGGUGAAGCUGGCGGACCGGCCGACACACAUUGCUGUGAGCUGCGACCAUGAGCUCCUGGCCGUCACUGGACAGAGCACCCUGGCUGUGUACAAAGUUGCUGAUUUUACAAAUCAGAAUGUAGCACCAGUAACUUCUCUAAAUGUUGGUGUGAAUGCAUCAACCUUUGUGUCAUCACUGCAGUGGAACCCAUGUGUACCAGACACAAUCGCUAUAGCUUACUUUGAUGGAACACUACUUGUUGCUCAAGUUAGCAGCAAGCAAAUUAAAAAAGUACAAGCAAAAGCCAGAUGCCUCUGCUGGAGUCCUAAAGGCAAGCAGCUAGUGAUUGGCAACAGUGACGGCACACUCUGCCAGUACAAGCCAGACUUGUCUCCGAUGAAAACAGUGCCAGCACCAAACCUCUUCGAGGGAGCCCCGGUAGAGGCCGUGGCCAUACACUGGAUAUCCACUUACCAGUUUGCGGUGGUCUUCAGAAAUGCUGCUGAUAAAAGUCGGCCAGCUGUGACAAUCGUGAACACGCCCAAGGGCGGGCAGCCGUCGUGCCUCAACUACGAGGACGUCUGCUUCAGCAUGGGCUCCAGCCGGCCCUGGUAUUACUAUCUACACGGCAUCGCUCAGUGGAACCUGAUUCUGGCGGCGUCGUCCAACAGUAUGGAGAUCGCCACACUGGGCUCGGCCGACGGGGCCAACUGGCUUCAAUGGUGUCAGACGGAUGAAGCGCGGCCGGAGCUACCUCUGACGGACAAAAAGAUCGAGAACUUUCCACUCGGAGUCAGCUUUGACACGUGCGCCAUACACCAGCUUCCGUGGGGCGAGAACGAGACGCUCCCCCACAUGCCGCUGCUCCACGUGGUGUCGCAGUGCGGGCUGCUCACAGUGUUCAACGUGAUCAAUCUGAACAAGCAGGCGCCGCCGGUGUGCGCGCCUCCGCAGCAGCUCGUGUUGCCCGCCGCCACGCUUGUUAGUGACAUCCCCGGUGUCGCGCCGGCUGCUCCAGAACCAGCGAAGAGUCAGCUACAGGCAACCUUCGGACUAGCCCAACCCACGCCGCAACCCGCGCCAGCCAGUCAACCAACACCCACAUCCCAAGCAUUCUCUUCAACACCCCAGUUCGGGGCACAAAAAGCUUUCGGGGUCGCCCCACAGAUGGCGCCGGCUUUCGGGAAACCUGCCGGUCAAGCUACUUCCGCUUUUAGCGGCAGUGGACAGACUGUUUCCGGUUUCGGGGCCCCUGUUUCGGCCGCUGCUCCGGCGCAGAAACCACCGCCGCCGUCUUAUGGACAGAGCACUUUGUUUGGGGCCGGCGAUCAGAAGCAGCCAGCGGCGCCGAAGCCUGCACCAGCUCAGCCGCAGGCCCAACCCCCACCUCAGCAGCAGCAGCAACAACAACAGAAGCCUCCACCGAAGCCGGAGCCAUCCCAAGCGGCCCUGGAAGCAACAGCCAAGGCCAAGGCAGAACAAGAGCGAGUGGCCGCGGCUAAUGUCAGCCAGGAGCUGAAGAAGAUACUAGUGAAAGAGGUGAACGAGUUCCAGACCGAACUGUACCGGUUCAAGAUGAUGUUCUAUGAGGAGAUGCCAAACCUCAACAGCAACCUCAAAGAGCUAAGCGAAGCGACGGAGACCUUCGUCCACUCGCUCAGCUCGGAACAGCUGCGCAAAGACUGCUCUAUAGAGGAGCUGAGCGCCACCAUCAUACAGCUCAAGCUGGAGCUAGUGAGGACGUGCGCCAUCGUAGCGGAGGCGCGGACGCAUUCUGAACACGACGAAUGGUCCCAGAUCGACCCGCUGACCACGAAGCGGCUGGCGUCGGUGAAGAAGCUGGCGUACUACGUGCAGAGCCAGCUGCAGCAGGCCAGCAAGGCGCUGGACUUGCAGUGGAACGACCUCUCCGCCAGGGACCCCAAGUUGAACCCUCCCGGCCAGCGAAUGCUGCGUCCAAUAUUGGACGACGUGUACCAACCGUUGGUCAAGCAGCAGGAGAUAUUGUCAAGACAACAGGCGGUGCUGCGCAGCCUCAGGAAUACCCUGGACGAGUGUGAGGCUUCGCCCAUGAUCAAAUGCGGGGGGUUACUGAGGAGUACGCCUUUUAAGAAGGACCCUCUUUCAAAGCUCACCAAGAACAUUCUCAACAUGAGUAUAGAAGCCGAACGUAAGAAGACAAUAGAAAACGAGAAAUUGACAGCGCAAAAACUGGAUGCGCUCCGUGACAUGCUGUCAAACCGCAAGACUGUCAAAAUCAAGCCUGUCAAUUUCGAACUGACACAACAUUUGGAGGCGAUGCGACUGAGCUACCAGAAGAGUGUGAAGGAAAAGAGUAAAUUAAACGAGAGUGCUGAAGUAAAGGUGGAGCCUAAAGCGGAAACUCAGCAAUGGAAGCCGCAAGUUUCGCAGUACGCUCCCCAAGUUCCGUCUGAGCAAAAACCAGCUUUAAGUCAAGAGAAGCAGAUGCCAUUGUCCUUCGGCGCGAGUCCCGUCACCAACGUGAAACCAACGCCUACAGCUGGCUUCGGUAAUGUGGCCAGAACGCUCUUCACUGACGAGCCAAAACAGGAACAGCCACAGACUCAAACCCAGCCGAAACCCCAGCCGGCUCAAUCUGUAAAACAACCGAUAACAUCGACCCCUGCCAUCCAGAAAUCUAUCUCGUUCAGUGCAUCUAGUGCCAAGGAAACCACAGUUUUUGGCGCACCUAGCACCAAAACUUCGACUCCCAUAACUGCCUUUGGUAGCUCUACUGAAAAACCAACGGCUUUCGGCGUUCCUACUACAAAGGAAACUAUACCGUUUGCAGCCCCCACUGCUAAAACUGAUGCGUCUGUCGAAAAACCGACAUCCACAGCACAAAGUUCACCGCCCGUUUCUGACAUUACUAGGAGCGCUCUGAAAGAUCUCUUGCAGAACAAAUCACAGCUUACUAUGACUAGAAGUGAGAAUAACUUGUUUAUGGGACAGAAGAUUUGUUCUCCUACUGCUUUUGCGGCGUCCACCCCAUUGGCCACUUCACAAGCAUCAUCGAAUGUGCCAACAUCAAAACCGACGUCUGAAAUAGCCAAACUUCUGACCCAACCCCGCCAGCCACUAUUUGGAACUCAAGACCCGAACAAAACCCAAAAUGGUGCAACUGUAAAACCUGAAUCUGUAAAAACAGAGGCAGUGAAGGAAACAAAACCUGCAGUAACAUUCGCUUUCAAACCGACCCCCUUAGCUGGUAAUGGACAAAACGUACCAGACCUUGUGAAAUCACAAAGCCAAGGGGCAUUCAGUUUUGGUAAAAUUGACGGUAUAACCAAGCUCGAGCCGAAACCAGCCGAAAAAGUGGCAGAGAAAGUAAAGGAGAAUGUGCCCGAACAAUCGAAAUCAGUCGAAGUUAGUAAAUCAGCAGAAGUGGACAAGAAAGAGAACAGUGCGCCUAAGUUUGGUGUAGCAGAACAAGCUGUCAAACCAAUAUCUUUCGGUGCACCUUCGCAACCUCUUCAGUCUGUUACAAGUGCAACGCCAGUGGAAGCAAAAACGGAACCAAAACCAACAGAAACAAAACCGGAAUCUGGUAAAGAACCCGAGAAACCUGCCAGUGAGGUGAAAUCUUCGUCCGCCGCGUCCAUAUUUGCUUCUGCUAAUGCAGGUCAAAAGCCAUCCGCGGUAUUUGGGUCGGCCAGUACUCCUACCACGCAGCCUUCUCUCUUCGGAACCCCCUCAACACCCACAUCCAUCACUCCCACUUCGUCAAAACCCUCACUAUUCAGCCCUACUACCACUUCGGCACAAAGCCCAUCAGUCUUUGGUACUUCCGCCGUAACAACGACGAAUUCAGGUGCAUCAAGCAUUUUCGCUGCUGCCGUAGCGUCUUCUGCGUCACCGUCUUCAUUAUUUGCCAAACCGACCACUACUACCACUCAAAGUUCCGUCUUUGGUUCUUCAACUACACCAGUUUCUACCGCACCUGUAGUGGCAACCUCCCAAUCAACUCCGUCUUCAGUAUUUGGGGCUCAACCCACAGCGCAAGUCAGUGCUUUCGGUACCCCUCCUACUACUAACUCGACUGGCUUUGUACCUCUCAGCCAAUCAUCGAGCUUCCAACCAGCCACCACUGCUGCUUCCGUAUUCGGCACACCAACUGCCACGAACCAAUCUGUAUUCGGAUCUGCAGCUACAACACAAGCUUCCGUAUUCGGCUCUGCCAGUCCGAGUUCAAUAUUCGCUGCGGCAGCCAAAAGUACAUCUUCUUCUGUAUUCGGGUCAACAACUGUGACCACUCAAUCUGCUUUCGGGGCUUCCCCGACCGCUUCUCCCGCGUCCAUAUUUAGUUCCGCUUCGACCGGCCAGUCUAUAUUUGCUGCUGCUGCCACAACGCAAGCCUCAGUGUUCGGAUCACCGACAACAACAACUCAGUCGCUAUUCGGUGGUUCGGCGACUACGCAAUCGUCUUUGUUCGGUAGUCCGACGGCUACGACUCAAGCGUCAGUGUUUGGGUCGCCCACAGCCACGACGCAAGCCCAGAGUGGGGGGUCGUUGUUUGGAGACAACUUGUUUGCGGCCGCGAGUAUUUCCACCACGACUGCGCCCGCGCAGCCCACCGGUAGCAUCUUUGGUGGAGGCUCCCCAGGCUUCGGCUCAUCGUCUCCAUCGAACGUGUUCGCGAGCAAGUCCACGUUCGGGCAGGCGAGCCCGGCGGCGGCCAUCUUCGGCGGCGCAGCGCAGGCGCAGGCCUUCCAGAAGCCAGCCACGAAUCUGUGGGGUGGUGCAUCAAGCGGCGGGGGCUUUGGCGGGAGCGCUUUUGGUAAUUAUUACUACAAGUCCACGUUCGGGCAGGCGAGCCCGGCGGCGGCCAUCUUCGGCGGCGCGGCGCAGGCGCAGGCCUUCCAGAAGCCAGCCACGAACCUGUGGGGUGGUGCGUCAAGCGGCGGGGGCUUUGGGGGGAGCGCUUUUGGCAUAGAUAUAUAUAUAUUCGCGAGCAAGUCCACGUUCGGGCAGGCGAGCCCGGCGGCGGCCAUCUUCGGCGGCGCGGCGCAGGCGCAGGCCUUCCAGAAGCCAGCCACGAACCUGUGGGGCGGUGUCUCCGGCGGCGGGGGCUUUGGCGGGAGCGCUUUUGGUCAGCAAACAACGCAAGCGUCAUCAGUGUUCGGGACCGGCAGCUUCAGCGGGGGCUCCCCGGGGCAGGCGUUCGCCCCCGCGCAGCCCGCCGCCUUCGGACAGACUCAACCUGCUAGUCCUGGAGCAUUUGGAGGUUCACCUUCAUUUGGAGCGAAGCCAGCAUUUGGACAGUCAGCCAGCUUCGGCUCACCAACCCCCGGGUUCGGGCAACCGGCAUUCGGCGGGUUCAACAAGAGCCCCGGCGGCGGGUUCGGCGCGCCGGCGGCGUUCGGGGGCGGCGCCGCGUUCGGGGGUGCCCCGGCCUUCGGGUCCACCUCGCCGGGCAAGAUGUUCGGGGGAGCUGCGCCGGCGGCUGGCUUCGGAACGCCAACCCAAUCAAACGCGACAUUCGAGAGCCUCGCCACACAGAACACGCUGUCGUUCGGAAACCUCGCGCAGCAGACGCAGCAGCCGCCCGCGCAGCCCACCUUCAACACAUCUCCCUCGUUCACAGGAUGGCGCGGAUAAGAUGAAUUUGAAUAACUUUAUGAUAUUAGUUUGUUAAUUGUGAAACGACAGUAACACGGAAUGUUUUGUAUAAGUAAUAUUGAAUAAUAAAAUCUAGAUAUUAUUUAAA